UUGAAGGAAACAAGUAGGCAAAGUUGGAUGGUAGGGCGGAAGCUUGACAUGGCCAAAGCAUAUGACAGGGUGUCCUAGAUUUUUGUGGAGACCAUGAUGCGUACGAUGGGUUUUAGCGAAGCUUGGAUCCAACUCAUAAUGAUGUGUGUGAAAUCGGUUAGAUAUCGGGUUCUUGUCAAUGGAGCUCUCAGUGAAGUUAUCUCUCCGAUGUGAGGUCUAAGACAAAAGGAUCCAUUGAGUCCUUAUCUUUUUCUGAUAUGUGCGGAAGGACUUUCACUGUUACUUAAGAAGGCGGAGGCAGAAAGGAGGAUUCAUGGGGUUAGGGUGGCCAAUGUAGCCCCCUAUUUCACAUUUGUUUUUUCCAGAUGAUAGCCUACUCCUUUUUAAAGCAUCCAUGAAGCAAUGUUUGGAGGAAUAUGAGUUAGCCUCGGGACAACAAGUGAACUUCUGUAAGUCAACGGUCUGCUUUAGCCUUAAUACUUUCCAUGAAGUUAAAGAGGAAAUUAGCCGUUGGUGUUACUCCGGAAGAUGACUUUGGGAAUUAUUUAGGUCUUCCUUCAUGCAUUGGUAGAAAUAAAAACAUGGUCUUUUCUUUUAUUCUAGACAACAUCUGCCAUCGUACUUGUGGAUGAAUAAACGUUUACUCUCGAAAGCCGGAAAGGAGAUCUUACUAAAAACAGUGGCCCAAGCAAUGCAACAAUAUGCUAUGAGUGUGUUCCUCCUGCCCAUUGGGGCCUGAAUCAUAUAGUUUCUAUUCCGGGUUCUUAUCGAGAUUGGGCAGUCUCCUCUAUCAAAAUAGUAAGAGAAAGAGAAGGGUGGACGUUUUCUAGGAUCAUAAGGAACCGACCAAUCUCGUGCUUUGUGCAAUAGCUCUAGUUUGGAGACCCAAUUCUUUUGGUGGCAAAAUAGUGGCGAUGCUUCCUCUAAUAUUCAUUGGUUGUCGUGGAGGCGUUUGACAAGUCCAAAAAAGUUCGGUGGGCUUGGUUUUAAAGAUAUCCAUGACUUUAAUUUUGUCAUGUUGGGAAAGCAAGGGUGGAGAUUAUUAACAAAUCCGGGGUCAUUAACAGCUAAGAUUUUCAGGGCAAGAUACUUUCCGAAGACGUCUUUUUUUAGAGGCGAAGAUUGGCCCCAACCCAAGCUUUGUUUGGAGGAGUAUUUUGGAGGCCCAAACUCUCAUUAAAGAUGCAGGCAGAAAAAGAAUUAGGAAUGGGGGUGAGACCCUUGUUUGGAACCACACAUGGUUAUGUGAUGAAUCGAGCCUGUCUAUUUCUACUCCCUGACCAGAUUUUUGCCCUUAUUUUCCAGUCUCGCUCCUCAUUGAUCACUCCACUAACACUUGGAAAUUGGAUAUGUUGCAGCACUAGUUUUCUAAAGAUAAUAGAGCCCGGAUUCUUCAAGUCCCAAUGUCGUCAGCGCUUACGGACCAAUGGUACUGGGCAUUGCAUUCGUCUAUGGAUUACACUGUUAAAAGUGCAUACCAGAAGCUUACUGGGGAGGCAUCAGACAUGUCCAUUUUUGACCAUUAUAGCAGGUUAUGGAAGCUGAAUGUGGCUCCUAAAAUAAAGGUUUGUUUUUGGAGGGCUUUUCAUGAUAUAUUACUGGUUGCAUGUUUGCUGGAGAGUAAAGGAAUACAAUUAGAUACUCUGUGUCGUAGCUGUGGUUCUGCUGAGGAGAGUGUUACUCAUGUUUUCAUGGCCUGCCCGGUCGCGCAGAGACUGUGGCGGGUGCUGGGAGUCAAGGUUGUGAAUAAUCAUGGCUAUUGUUUUGAUUCGCUACUGCAUUGGACAUAUUUUAACUUUUGCAGUAGGACCGGAAGGGAAAUGGACUGCGUGGAGGCGGGGAUCUUGGCACUAUGCAAGGCGAGGAACAUGGCCAAUUGGGAGAGUAAGCUGCCAACCGUGAGUAUCAUCAAGGCUUGGACCAGAGAGGUUUUGGCCUCAACGCCAUCAAACUGUUCGGGGUUUAAGGCACCUGUGGCGGAGUCUAGAAUCAGUGGCAUUACGUGCUCGGUGGAUGCAACGGUGUUCGAGAAUGUUCGGCGGGUGGGAGUCGCUGCAAUCCUUCGAGGUGAAGAUAACUCUUUUAUUGGAGCUUUCAACUCUUGCAUUAACUGUCCUUUAUAGCCACGAAUUGCGGAAACCAUGAUGAUUAAAGAGGCUCUGUCUUGGAUUUAUGAGCAUGGCUUCUCGGAGAUGUAUGUUGAUUCCUCACAAGAUGAUCAUGACGGUUUUGGUGAAAAUGUUACUUUUUAAAGUAAUAUUGUUGCAUGGAGUGGUAAGUGAAUGUGACCGGUAAAUAUAUUGCAAGUGUUAUG
Molecule: messenger RNA, 2314 nt
Organism: Cuscuta campestris
Lineage: Eukaryota; Viridiplantae; Streptophyta; Magnoliopsida; Solanales; Convolvulaceae
Source: the annotation of a GenBank genome assembly